AAAGGAAAACCGUUGACUCUCACACUAAUAACCAAUUUCUUCAACUUCACUCUUCCUUUCUUUCUCUGUCUUGAUCCAUUUUCAGUCACCUAGAUUCUACCUUACAUAUAUUUCCGCAACAAGUUCCUAAAUUUAGAUCCAGUAAACCGGUACAGGAUUGUGAUCUAAGAUGAUGAGAAAUGCAUCAGUUUUUGCUGUUGUUCUGUGUUUUUGUGGAGUGUUUUUAUCUGGGUUUACGGGUUCAUAUGUCCUAGAUAAAGUUGAGUUUGAGUCUGCAGUUGAAUCUACUGUUGUCCCUAGCUAUGACAGAAUUGAUGAAGUGAAGAAACAUUGUGGUUCUGUAUUGUCUUCUGCUACUGAUUUGAAACCUGGAGAUAGCAAAGUUUACAAUUUUAAAGAUGAAUUUAGUUUUAUGAAUGGUGAUUGGAGGCAGGAUGUUGGUGAAGCUCCAAUUGUACCAUAUGUUGAUAGAAUAUACUACAGAAGAGAUAACUUUUCAGAUGGUCAAACCCCACUAAAGCUUGCAUCUUUUUGGGUUACUGAUGUCGAUUAUCGACAUAAAUCUAAGAAGUCGGUUAGUAUUAAUGGGGUUUUGGUUUUGGGUAUAACACUAGAUUCGUUAGGGGAUAGACCGUAUGGAGAUAGUCAUGACUUUCGAAUGUGGCCUGGUCAUACACAGCUUUCGAUUUCAUUUCAAGGGGUUUACGUUGAAUCUAAGAAGAAUAAUGGAGGGGAAAGGAUAAUGUGUUUGUUGGGGAGCACGAUGUUGCCUUCUCGAGAGUCUGAUUCGAGUGAUCCGUGGGAAUGGGCGAAAGGGUCUGGUUCGAAUUAUAAUCAGCCCCCUCUGCUGCAAGAUGAUCAGAUUUUGUUAGUUCUUCGAUUUCCAAUGAGUGUUUCGUUGACCAAUCGAGUGAUCCAAGGAGAGGUGACGAGUUUAAACCCAAAAGCAAAUCUAAAGUACUUUGAUCAAGUCCACAUUUUAUCUCAGGUGUCAAAUUCCGCAAACUAUGAGUUUGGCUCUGAAAAGUUUGUUUCCAAAGCUUGUAAUCCAUAUCCUUCCAGUGAUACUAUAGUUAAUGGCGGUUUUGAUGUCUAUAAAGGAACUGGAUUUUGUGAAGUUUUAGGGCAAAUUACUGGAGAAGGAAAUGGGGCUUUCACCAUUGUGCCAAACUGGAAGUGCAAUGGCACAAAUGAUUUUUGCAGUAAGUUAGGUCCGUUUAUGACGGAUCAAGAAAUUAAAGCAACAAAUGGGAGCUUUAAAGGUGUACAACUCUUAAUGCAGAAUAUCAAGUGUGAGCAGACACCUGCAAAAGGAAACGUCGGUUUUGCAAAGGUAGCUGCAGUCUUUCGAGCUGUCCGUCCAUUGGAGAAUCAAUAUGUUACGGCUAUGAGAUCUGGACCAAGCAACUUGACCAUAGCAGCUGAAGGAAUUUGGAAAUCUUCCAGUGGGCAGCUCUGCAUGGUUGGUUGCCUUGGACUAGUGGAUACAGAAGGAAGCAGCUGUAAUUCUCGGAUUUGUUUAUACAUUCCGAUGUCAUUUUCCAUAAGGCAACGCGGCAUCAUAGUUGGGAGCUUUUCCAGCACCGAUGAAGUAAAUGCUUCAUAUUUCCCUUUAUCAUUUGAGAAACUGGUGCGACCCAUGGAUCUGUGGAACUAUUUCAGAAACACCCGUCCGUAUUACAGUUACUCAAAAUUAGAAAAAGCUGGCACUAUCUUGGAAAGGAAUGAACCCUUCAGUUUAGGAACUGUCAUAAAAAAAUCAUUGUUGCAGUUCCCAAAACUGGAAGAUGCAGAGGAAUUUAUAAUCAGUCUUUCUCUUCUUUCAGAAGACUUGACUCUUCAAACCUCUGCAUUUCCCGAUCCAUUGCCUAGUUCCCGACCUGGAACUACAAGAACUGAUUUUGGAAUAGAGAUUCUCUCAAUUGGUCCUUUAUUUGGGCGAGAAUACUGGUUGAAUGCAUCCUUUGUAAAUGAGGAGACACCUUACCACAGUAAAGCUGAAUACACACAAAAGCAGGUCCUUCUAAACGUAUCUGCACAAAUUACACUAUAUGGAGCGGCAUUUAGCAAUUUUUCUACUCUUUUCGUGGAAGGCCUUUAUGACCCUCAUGUUGGGAAGAUGUAUCUAGUUGGCUGCAGGGAUGUUCGAGCUUCAUGGAACAUUUUAUUAGAAAGCAUGGAUCUUGAAGCAGGUUUAGAUUGUUUAAGUGAAGUGAUUGUGUCUUAUCCACCUACUACAUCUCGAUGGCUUGUUGACCCAACUGCUAGAGUUUCUAUAUCCAGCCAACGGAACGAUGAUGAUCCCCUCCAUUUUAAUACAGUCAGGCUCCAAACUCUUCCUAUUAUGUACAGGAGGCAAAGAGAAGACAUUCUUUCACGCAGGGGAAUUGAAGGAAUUCUCCGAAUUUUGACCCUUUCAUUUGCAAUUGUGUGCAUUUUAAGCCAGCUAUUCUACAUUAAGCAUGACGCAGAUUCUGCUCCUUUAAUUUCUCUUGUUAUGCUUGGAGUCCAAGCUCUUGGAUAUUGCCUUCCAUUGAUUACUGGUGCAGAAGCUCUCUUCAAGAGGAUGUCACCGGAAGCUUAUGAAUCAUCAUCAUUUGGUCUUGAAAAGAAUCAGUGGGUGCAUGUGAUUGAUAAUACGGUCAAGCUCCUUGUUAUGGUAUCGUUUUUACUUACUCUAAGACUCUGUCAGAAGGUGUGGAAAUCUCGUAUCCGACUACUUACCAGAUCCCCUCAUGAGCCAUGUCGUGUGCCGAGUGACAAGAAAGUAUUCUUUGUUACAUUGGCUAUUCAUGUGAUUGGAUAUGUCAUUGUUUUGAUUAUUCAUAGCACACAAACUAGGCAGAAGCCUUUUAAAAUAGAGAGAUAUAGUAAUUCAACUGGCAUUUAUCAGAGUCCUCGAGAAUGGGAAACUGAACUGGAGGAGUAUGGUGGUCUUGUCCAAGACUUCUUCUUGCUGCCACAAGUUAUUGGUAAUAUUUUGUGGCAAAUUGAUUGCCAGCCACUGAAGAACCUAUACUUCAUCGGGAUCACAAUUGUCAGACUUCUCCCUCAUGUGUAUGAUUACAUAAGAUCUCCGGUUCCUAAUCCUUACUUUGCCGAUGAAUAUGAAUUUGUGAACCCAAAUACGGACUUCUUCUCUAAAUUCGGAGAUAUUGCUAUACCUUGUACCGCAAUCUUUCUUGCAGCUGCUGUCUACGUACAGCAAAGAUGGAACUAUGAGAAGCUGAGCCAGUGUCUCAUUUUUAGGCAGUGCAGAUUACUGCCUCUGGGUUCCAGAAUGUAUCAGAGGUUGUCUUCCAAGUCAUUUGAAGCGGAGCUUGCUUCGGACACUAACAGGGAUCACACGCUUGAGACACAGCGUGACAGCGAAGAAUAGUUUAACAUAGUUUUUUGCUACAAGUAACUGAUAGGAAUUACAAGUCUUUAAACUUCUAUAUUAUAAACUAGGUGUUUGUAGUUCAUCCUGUAUGAUGCAUUGAGUUCUAUUGAAGUGAAUAAGCUACGUGGUGCUUGCUAUUUUAUA
Mercurialis annua (annual mercury) is the source of this 3526-nucleotide messenger RNA. RefSeq lists its product as uncharacterized. The record is from RefSeq and is a predicted model, not a curated record. Bases 170 to 3379 code for a protein of 1069 amino acids. The transcript is spliced from 2 exons. Lineage: Eukaryota; Viridiplantae; Streptophyta; Magnoliopsida; Malpighiales; Euphorbiaceae. Gene Ontology annotation, cellular component: intracellular membrane-bounded organelle.